UAAUAUGGAGGACCCAGUGGACUCAUUUGAUCCUAUUUAGGGUUAAAAUAUGUUGUAUUAUAACUUCAGAAGCUGAUAUAUUGCAUAGAAAUGGGUGGAAAGGAUUCAAAAUUAGCAUGUAUAACUUACGAAGAGGCGACGAAGAGAGUGACGGAGGCAGAGUUCAAGCGGUUGAAAGAGGCUUUCAAGCGAGCGUCCACUCUGAAUGGCUUGAUGACAGAGAACCAGUUUGUGAGGGAGGUGUUGUGGGAUGGAGUACCUGCCAAGCUAGCACAGCUAAUCUACCAGGCGUUUGGUGGCAGUCAGAAGGGGUUGACAUUCAAAGACCUGUUGUGUGGAAUGGUGGUGCUCACACAAGGCAGGCUGGAGGAGAAGAUCAAGUUUAUAUUUGGGAUGUAUGCUGACGACACAUACAGCUAUGUUCAGAAGGAGGAGAUGGACCGGCGGGUGCUGGAGACGGAGGGUCAGGUGUCCCAUGCCCUGUCAGCCCUUUUUAGAGAGAAUGAUCAGGUGGACUAUGAACAUUUUAAGGCAUGGGUGUUACGCCAUUCGGAGGCCACGAUUGUCUCUAAAUGGCUGUUGGCAGAACCUUCCAGUCUGUCCCUAUCCAACGAGACAGAGACGCCCACCUUUUACCAGACCCUGGCCGGCGUGACACACUUGGAGGAGACAGAUAUCAACGAGCUGGAGAAGAGGUACUGGGUGCUAAAGGCGCAGUCACGCUCAGGCAGGUUUGACUUUGAGACUUUCAAACCAUUGAUCUGCCCACCUGUGCCAGAGGUGCUGUCUGAAGGUUUAUUUGCCGCCUUUGAUGAGAACCGAGACAACCAUAUUGACUUCAAAGAAAUGGCUUGUGGGAUAUCAGCCUGCUGUCGUGGCCCUGUCACAGAAAGGCAAAAGUUCUGUUUCAAAGUAUUUGACUCUAACCAUGACGGGAAGUUGGAUCACAGUGAGCUGAAGUGCAUGUUGGAGAGUCUCAUGUUGGUACGGAAAGAGAACAAACCCCCUCAGGAACUGGAAAGUGACAUCUUCCACAAGUUAGACGCAGAAACUGUUACUAAUGAGAUUCUCUCCUCGCAUGAUUCAGACAAGGAUGGCUGCAUCACCAUGGAGGAGUAUUUGGUAUGGACAGUGAAUAACACACUCUCUGAGGACUUCCUUAACCUUCUAAGUCAGAUAUGUCAUAUAGUGCUGGGCUUACGCCCACAAACCAAAGAUGAGGAGAGAAAAAUUGUGCAGGGCUGGUUGGAUCGGGAAUCCCGUAAACCCUUACAGGUGGGCCAGGCCUGGUACCUGGUAGCCAUACAGUGGUGGAAUGCCUGGAGAGAUUAUGUCAAUCAUGAUGUGGAAGUUGUAGUUAACGGCCACAUAGCCUUGGGAGAAGACGCUGCUAAAGGUCUUAACCAGUCCCCCAGCAGAGCAAAGAUUGCCAAGGUCAAAGGGGCACAACCAGUCCCUACGGAGGACGACGCCUUUGUUGUGGUCACAAAAGUAACUCCCACUGGCGAAAGCCGAUUGGCGGGCACACCUGUCAAUCAGGAUAGAAACUUUAAUAGUAGUUCAUCAGGCAGCACGAUGAGGAACAGUUUAACGGCCGGACAUACGGACGGACUGGUGGGUUACUCACCUCAUAGCCCCAGCCCCUCACCGAAGAUGAAGAAGAAAACUCUUACCUCAUCUGUACCUCAGAAACCAGGAGCUAUUGAUAACACUCCACUGAUUGUGCAGAGUAGUCAGAAGCAACCUACAUUAACAAAUGAAGGUGGGAAACUGAAAAGAGACACAACUCUGGCCAGUGGUCGUGACUUUGAAUUAGUCCCAGAGCCAGUGUGGAGAGCAUUGUCUGGCUGGUAUGGUGGAUCUCCAGCUCUACCUAGGAAUGUUAUCUCCCCUGGCAGUGGUGACUGUCCCCCAGAGUUAGAACUGUAUCCAAUCAAUGUGCGUCUGCUGCGACACCAGGCUCCAGUCCAGCGGCCAGCCCCUGCCACCACAUUCACUGGUAUGAUGGCCGGAAUAGGAGGCAUCUCCUUCAAUGGUCCCAACUUUGUCUCGUCCAGCACCCCUCGGCGCUACUUAGCUUACACUGCUGCAUUCAGUCGACGUCACACGUUGCAACAAAUCUAUGACUUCCUGUGUUCUCGGUUGCGGUUCUGCCGAGAGGAUAUUCGCUUGUGGAAAUUUAAAGAUGAGCAUAAUAUGACAUUGUUGGAUGAUGAAGGGCUAACAGUGGAGGAUGUAGGAAUAGAGGAGAACACACAACUCAUAAUAGAGGUUCGGAACAAAGAUCUCACUUGGCCUGAAGAGAUGUCACAGUUGGCGAAAAACAAAAAUUUAAACAAGAAAGAUCAAACUCCGACAGACAAAGGUGCCACAGGCUUGAGUAACUUAGGAAACACGUGUUUUAUGAAUGCGGCUGUCCAGUGUGUGUCAAACACAUGGCCUCUCACGCAGUACUUUACAGGGGGGCUUCACCUCUACGAGCUGAACAGAACCAAUCCAUUGGGCAUGAAGGGUCACAUAGCUCAGAGGUAUGGUGACCUGGUCAAGGACAUCUGGAGUGGAACCACCAAGACUAUAGCUCCUCUCAAGCUCAGAUGGACCAUAGGGAAGUACGCUCCACGUUUCAAUGGCUUCCAGCAACAUGACUCACAGGAGCUUCUCAGCUUCCUGCUGGAUGGCUUGCAUGAAGAUCUCAACAGAGUUCAUGACAAGCCAUAUGUAGAGCUGAAGGACAGUGAUGGCAGACCUGACGCAGAAGUCGCUAAGGAGGCCUGGGACAACCACCUGCUGAGGAACCAGUCGAUCAUCGUGGACCUAUUUCAUGGUCAGCUCAAGUCUCAGGUCAGCUGUAAAGAGUGUGGGGCAGUGAGCGUGCGAUUUGACCCCUUCAACUACCUGUCCCUCCCCCUGCCCAUGGACAGCUGUAUACAUCUGGAGAUUACAGUAAUAAGGUCAGAUGGGAGUGUUCCCUUGCGGUACGGCAUGAGGUUAAACAUGGAUGAGAAAUAUCGCACCCUGAAGAAGGAGCUCUCCAGUCUGUCUGCCAUUCCAGCCAAUCAGUUGCUCCUCGUGGAGGUCUUAGGACCUAUCGUCAAGACAUUACCCCAGGACAACCAGAAGAUCCGUACUCUGUUAGGGGGAACUCUGUAUGCAUACGAGCUGCCCCCACCCCCUGACAUUGACCCCAUGACUGAGGAGGAAGAGAAGGCUGGGACAGUUGCAGAGAGUGUGGGGCUUAAUGAGAUUCAGAGGGGAAAACACACCUGCUGCAAAAAGGCCAGUUGUACUCCCUGUGGAGCUGAGCUGGUGAAUGGUGAGGGCCCAGGGGAUCAGCUUAACGGCCAUCCACAUCAGCUAGACCCUGCACAGACCAUGGGCACCUUACUAUCCUUAACAAAUAGCCCUGUUAAUGGCUCCUCCAUACCCACCAGCCCAGGGCACAGCCGCAACCCCAGCUCGGCCAGCACCAACGGUGCCUCCACAGAAAGCCUCCCCCGCACUGUCGGAGACAUCUUUAAUGGAUUUGUCAUAGGGGUGCAUCGCAAGAUGAUACACCUGGACGUCUACUUCCUGUCCUCCCAGAAGUCUCGACCCAGCCUGUUCGGGACACCAAUCAUCCUGCCGUGUCACGACAAGACAUCCAAUCAGGACCUGUAUCAGUUUGUGUGGACACAGGUUGCUAGACUAGUCAGCCCCCUUCCCCCAUCAGAGAGUAAGACCACCAACCAUGCCCAGGACUGCGAUGACAGCCUGGGUUAUGAGUACCCGUUCACGCUGAAAGUGGUACAGAAGGAUGGCUACACAUGUGCCUGGUGCCCCUGGUAUAAAUUUUGCAGAGGAUGUAAAAUAGACUGUAACAACACCCCAUUUCAGUUUGGAAGCUCCUUCCUGGCCAUAGACUGGGAACCCACAGCACUCCAUCUGCGUUACCAGACCUCACAUGAGAGGUUUUUUGAGGAGCACGGCAGUGUUGAAGAGAGUCGACGGUUACAGUCAGAGCCGAUUGACCUGGACACUUGUCUGCACGCAUUCACCAAGGAAGAGGAGCUAGAGGAAGAAGAGCUGUACUACUGCUCCAAGUGUAAGAAACACUGCCGUGCCGCAAAGAAACUUGACAUCUGGAGACUCCCACCCAUACUGAUCAUCAACCUGAAGAGAUUCCAGUUUGUGGCAGGCCGCUGGGUCAAGUCUCACAAGAUCGUCAAGUUCCCCACCGAGGACUUUGACCCCACCCAGUACCUGGCACCCCGCUGCCCUGCUGAAGGCAAACUAUCCAAUGGCUACCCUGAGUCACAUGACAUGAAUGGGAGCUGUAUGCAAUCUAAUCAAAACUCAGCCACAUCAUCUCAGGUAGCUGACAAGCGAGCAAGUAACAUGAGUAAAGAAGCUGCUAGGGGAGACGACUCCAGCAAAACUAAAGUAUCGAGUAAACCAUGUCCAGAUCCUGUGGGCAUCUCCAUGAGGACUGGACGACCUCAUUCUGAGAGUGGAGACUACAACGGGGUCCGCUAUAACCUCUACGCCUUAUCAUGUCACACAGGUAUUCUGGGAGGAGGUCAUUAUGUGGCCUAUGCUAAAAAUCCCAACGAUAAAUGGUACUGCUAUAACGACAGUUCCUGCAAGGAAGUUGCUGUGGACCAGAUGGACAUGAAUGCCGCCUACAUCCUGUUUUACGAACGUGCUGACAUGAACUACAAUAAAUUUUACCCAGAUAUUCGUGGGAAGGAGCCUGACAUGCAGGAAAUAGACGAUGAAUUUGAGACAGAAUUCAAGAAGAUGUGCGUGAUACAAUGAGGGGAGCACUCCCUCGAACUUGUGUAGAAAUCUGUGUAAUUAUGGAAGUGUAAACUUGUUGUUGUUGUUGUACAUUUGUAUAGCUAGCCGUGAAAAGUCUGUGCUCAUGUAUGAUUUUAUUUACCUGUGAUUGGCUGGUACAUAUUUGCCGAAGGAUGAUAUUGAAGAAUGUGACAUGCACAUACAUGUUUAUAUGUAGUGUGUUGUGAUCAGUACCAGGGGAGAUAACCAGACAGUUUACACUAUUCCCAUAUGUACAUUCUGUGAUAACUGCACCUUGUUCUCAUGAGACUGCAGACUGUUGAUGUCUUUUUGUUACUUCUAUACUAACCAGGUUGGACUGUACAGAGUUAAGGUAUUCUUAUUUUAUACCGUUAUGUAGUGUGACAUUUUAAUCUCUACCUACAUGUAGUGUGGUAUCAGGUUUAAGAGCUGUCAGUUUUAGCCAGUGAUAGAUGUGUAUUUACAGGUAAAUAUCCUUGUAGGUCAAGAGUUAAAUAAUCGGUGUUGAGUGAAAAUUAAAAUUGUGCCCUGCAUACUCAGUUUAUACACCCCUUUUAUAAAUGUAUAAGGCAUUUCACAUGUUUAGCAGGUUGACAAGAUUGGCAAGAGACCAACAGUUUCACUCUUACAGUACACUUACGUGUAUGAGAGCUGUGCAUUCUAUCUUUUGUUUGAGGCAUUCUUGUCAUGGGCCAAUUCCUUAGGGGGAAUUUGACAUGAGGCAGAAUUUCCACCUGUGGGGAGAGAGUGUGUGAAGGGUUUACAGGCAUCUCAGUAACUAGAUGCUCUCUGUCUUUCUAGGUUUGAGGUAAAUUGUACAUGUAUUAGCGUGGUGCUUGUAUCAGACUUACAUGUACACAUAUCUGCUAGACACACCCACCGUAUGUGAACUGUGUACAAAUAUCUGACUUGUAUCUGCCAGAUACAUCCACGAUAUGUGAACUGUGUACAAAUAUCUGACUUGUAUCUGCCAGAUACAUCCACGAUAUGUGAACUGUGUACAAAUAUCUGACUUGUAUCUGCCAGAUACAUACACGAUAUGUGAACUGUGUACAAAUAUCUGACUUGUAUCUGCCAGAUACAUACACGAUAUGUGAACUGUGUACAAAUAUCUGACCUGUAUCUGCCAGAUACAUACACGAUAUGUGAACUGUGUACAAAUAUCUGACCUGUAUCUGCCAGAUACAUACACGAUAUGUGAACUGUGUACAAAUAUCUGACCUACCCAAAUGGUUCUAAAAUUUCAUCCACAAAUGUACAUUUUCAAAGGCAGGUGAAUGUCAUCUUUAAUGCUGAAACCUACAUUUUCCUAGUGACAUAUUAUCCUACCUUCCAAACAAAGUUUAAAGCACCUUUCUAAAAUCAGCAGAACUCGCAGAAUCAUGGAAAAUGAAGUUCUUCUUAUGUUAUAUUUAGGUUAGCAGUACAGAUACAUGUGUCUGGCCUACAUAUCUGUCACAUAUCUUACUUUCAUGUAUUAACUUGAGUCUAUGAAAUAAUAUAAUCCCGUGUUUUGAGCAAAAGCCACUUCAUCCACUCCAGACUCCAGGGGUCCUAUUUGUCAAGCUUAAAGUGU
Molecule: messenger RNA, 6373 nt
Organism: Liolophura sinensis
Lineage: Eukaryota; Metazoa; Mollusca; Polyplacophora; Chitonida; Chitonidae
Product: ubiquitin carboxyl-terminal hydrolase 32-like
Exons: 34
Coding region: 91-4794 (1567 amino acids)
Biological process (GO): protein deubiquitination
Cellular component (GO): Golgi apparatus
Molecular function (GO): calcium ion binding; cysteine-type deubiquitinase activity
Source: RefSeq, a predicted model, not a curated record